This is a messenger RNA of Rhinocladiella mackenziei CBS 650.93, 6672 nucleotides long. RefSeq lists its product as uncharacterized. The transcript has a single exon. Bases 1 to 6672 code for a protein of 2223 amino acids. Gene Ontology annotation, molecular function: ATP binding; nucleic acid binding; ATP hydrolysis activity. Gene Ontology annotation, cellular component: nucleus. The record is from RefSeq and is a predicted model, not a curated record. NCBI's taxonomy places the organism in Eukaryota, Fungi, Ascomycota, Eurotiomycetes, Chaetothyriales, Herpotrichiellaceae.
AUGGCGGAUCCAAAUAAUGUCUCGCAAUACAAAUACUCGGCGAUGUCGAACCUGGUUCUCCAGGCCGACCGCCGAUUCGUUUCUCGCAGAACAGACGAAAAUACUGGAGAUCCAGAAUCGCUGGCUGGAAGACUCAAUAUCCGUGACAUGGGAUCGCGAAUCAAUCGAGAACCAGCACCGAAACAGAAAAAGUUGGCUCCUGGUCUACAAGGUGUGGAACGAGGAUCGAUACGGGAAGGUGAAGAUGUUCUCGAACGUGAACAAAGGAAGCGAAAGAGGGGUGAGCCUGCCCAAACUCGAGGAGCUGGCAUUUUGUCUGCCGGCGACGCACUGAUCGAAGGGCUCAAAUAUCGUCCCAGGACUCCUGCUACUCGGGCAACAUACGAUUUAUUGCUCACCGUGACGGCCAAUGCUCUGGGGGAUGUUUCGCAGGAAAUCGUUCGAAGCGCCGCUGAUGCCAUACUCGAAUACUUGAAGGAUGAAAAUCUGAAGGAUCUCGAUAAGAAGAAAGAGAUUGACGAUAUUGUGGGAACUACGAUGACACCGAAGCAAUUUAACGAACUGGUCAACUUGGGCAAGAAGAUUACCGACUACGAUGCGCAAGAUGAUGACGAAAACACGGCCGAUGGCGCCGGCGCAGAUGAGGCCGAGCUUGAUGAGCGCCAAGGCGUUGCUGUGGUUUUCGAUGAAUCCGAUGAAGACGAAGAUGGCGUUCGCCGAACGUACGAAAUCCGAGACGAAGAUGAAGGAUCCUCGGACGAGGAAGAUGUUCAAGACCAACCUAGUCUCGAGGAAUCCGCAUCUGCCGGUGGAGCCGGAGCACCUGAUGCUAAUAUGGAUGGAGAUGAAGACACUGGAAUGGUUCUGGACGGCAGUAUGGGUGAUUCCGGCCGCCGAAAACGGGAUGACACAGAUUUCAUUCCGAUCCACGAGAUUGAUGCGUAUUGGUUGCAGCGUCAAGUCGGUUCUCUGUAUUCAGAUGCUCAUCUUCAGCAGCAAAAGACCCAAGAUGCCUUGCAAAUUUUGUCUGGCAAGUCACUUGCAGGCGAAGAGAUAUCCCUUCGAGACAUUGAAAAUGAUUUGAUGGACUUGUUCGACUAUGAACACCCCGACAUGGUUGGCAAACUUGUUUCCAACCGAGACAGAAUCGUGUGGGCAACGAGAUGGCGAAGAGUGGCUGAAGACGAUGAUGCUCGCCAUCUUGUAGAGAGCGAAAUGGUCGAAGCAGGCCAUCGAAGCAUUUUGGAUGAACUGCUCGGUAAAUCUGAUCGAAAUGGGGAAGGCCCACGUCCAGCCAAAAAGAUGAAGCUGGAUCUCAUGGAUAUUGACAUUCCCAAAGCACAGGCGGGUGAACAAGAGAAAAAGGAUGGGGUGCUUUCGGGAGGCCUGCAGCCUCAACGGCUCAUCAACCUCGAUAACCUCGUCUUCGACCAGGGAAAUCACCUCAUGACCAAUCCGAAAGUCGUCCUCCCACAAGGCUCUACGAAACGGACGUUCAAAGGCUACGAAGAAAUUCAUGUCCCGGCACCGAAACCCAAGCCAGCUCUGGGGGAAAAGAAUAUUCCCACCACCGAACUUCCUGAUUGGGCCAGACCGGGAUUUGGAUCGGCGAAGGAACUUAAUCGGAUACAAUCAAAGUGUUUCCCCUCAGCCUUCCAUGAUGAUGGCAAUAUGCUCGUCUGUGCUCCAACUGGUUCGGGGAAGACCAAUGUCGCCAUGCUUACCAUCCUUCGUGAGAUUGGCAAGCAUAGAAAUCCCGAGACUGGCGAAAUUAUGCUGGAUGAUUUUAAGAUCAUCUACGUUGCGCCUCUGAAAGCGCUGGUACAAGAACAGGUGGGAAACUUCGGAAAACGCCUCGCAACAUAUGGCAUUCGAGUCUCGGAACUGACGGGAGAUCGACAACUGACCAAGCAACAAAUCGCCGACACCCAAGUCAUCGUGACCACCCCAGAAAAAUGGGACGUCAUCACGCGAAAGGCCACCGACAUGAGCUAUACCAGACUCGUCCGGCUGAUCAUUAUUGACGAAAUCCAUCUCCUGCACGACGAUCGCGGCCCAGUCUUGGAAAGCAUUGUCAGUCGAACGAUUCGAAGGAUCGACCAGACCGGCGACCCGGUCCGGAUGGUGGGACUGAGUGCCACGCUCCCUAAUUAUCGCGACGUGGCCACGUUUCUUCGAGUCGAUCCGGAGAAGGAUCUUUUCCAUUUUGACGGAUCUUUCAGACCUUGCCCACUUCGGCAGGAAUUCAUUGGCAUUACGGACAAGAAAGCCAUCAAAAUGUUGAAGACGAUGAAUGACGUCUGCUAUGCCAAAGUCAUCGAGCACGUCGGCACGAAUAAGCAGCAAAUGCUGAUUUUCGUCCACUCUCGAAAGGAGACGGCCAAAACGGCCAAAUACAUUCGAGAUAAAGCGGUGGAAUUGGAGACCAUCGGCCAGAUCAUGCGAACUGAUGCAGCAAGUAGAGCCGUCUUGCAAGAAGAAGCAGAUGCGGUGAAUGAUCCUAACUUGAAGGACCUGCUGCCCUAUGGGUUUGGGAUUCACCAUGCAGGAAUGGGUGUUGCCGACCGUACCUCGGUCCAAGAACUCUUUGCUGAUGGCCUCUUGCCAGUCCUUGUCUGUACCGCGACACUGGCAUGGGGCGUGAACCUCCCCGCUCAUACCGUGGUCAUCAAGGGCACACAAGUCUAUUCACCCGAAAAAGGCAGUUGGGUGGAAUUGAGCCCACAAGACGUGCUUCAGAUGUUGGGUCGAGCCGGUCGCCCGCAGUACGAUUCGUACGGUGAAGGUAUCAUGAUUACAUCUCAGGCUGAGAUUCAAUACUAUCUGUCGUUGAUGAAUCAACAAUUGCCUAUUGAAAGUCAGCUGAUGGGCAAGCUCGCCGACAAUCUCAACGCCGAGAUUGUUCUGGGAAAUGUCCGAACCAGGGACGAAGGAGUGGAAUGGCUCGGUUACACGUAUCUGUUUGUUCGAAUGAUUCGAUCUCCAGGACUCUACAGUGUAGGUACGGACUACAGUGACGAUGAAACUCUCGAACAAAAACGGGUGGACCUUAUACAUUCCGCCGCGGUGGUCCUGGAAAAAGCGGGACUGGUGAAAUACGAUAAGAAAUCGGGCAAAUUGCAAGCUACUGAUUUGGGCCGCAUCGCGUCACACUAUUAUAUUACCCACAAUUCGAUGCUGACUUACAAUCAUCAUCUCCAACCCUCCAUCGGGACCAUUGAGCUUUUCCGAAUCUUUGCACUCAGUGAUGAGUUCAAAUACAUCCCUGUCCGACAAGAUGAGAAGCUAGAACUGGCCAAACUAUUAGGCCGAGUUCCGAUUCCGGUGAAAGAGGGCAUGGAAGAGCCGCAAGCUAAAAUCAAUGUCCUUCUGCAAGCAUAUAUCUCUCGACUCAAACUCGAAGGUCUCGCACUCAUGGCGGACCUCGUCUAUGUUACGCAAUCGGCGAGUCGAAUUUUGAGAGCAAUCUUUGAGAUAUGCUUGAAGAAAGGUUGGGCGUCGGUCGCCAAAAUUGCUCUGGAUCUGUGCAAAAUGGCCGAAAAACGAAUGUGGCCCACCAUGACCCCGUUACGACAAUUCCCCAUGUGCCCCCGGGAGUACAUCCAGAAGGCUGAACGCAUGGAGGUGCCGUGGUCGAGCUACUUCGAUUUGGAUCCGCCCAGAAUGGGAGAGCUCUUGGGACUUCCCAAAGCCGGUCGAGUGGUGUGUGAUCUGGUGUCCAAGUUCCCCCGACUGGAAGUUCAAGCUCAGGUGCAACCAAUGACGAGAUCGAUGCUCCAUGUGGAGCUCACCAUUACUCCCAAUUUUGUUUGGGAUGAUGCGUUGCACGGAAAUGCUGAAUCCUUCUGGAUCGUCGUCGAGGAUUGUGACGGUGAAGAAAUCUUGUUCCAUGAUCAGUUCAUUCUGCGACGCGAGUUUGCCACGGGCGACAUGACGGAACAUUUGGUCGAUUUCACGGUGCCGAUUAGUGAGCCGAUUCCGCCCAACUACUUCAUUACCGUGGUCUCUGAUCGAUGGAUGCACUCGGAAACGAGAGUUCCCGUUUCAUUUCAGAAACUGAUUCUUCCUGAACGAUUUCCGCCCCAUACCCCGCUCUUGGACCUCCAACCAGUGCCGGUGCAGGCCCUUAAGAUCAAAGAAUACGUGGCCCUCUAUCCAAACUGGGACCGGUUCAACAAGAUCCAAACGCAGGUUUUCAAAUCUCUGUACGAUAGCCAUGACAGUGUGUUUGUAGGUGCUCCAACGGGAAGUGGCAAGACGGUAUGUGCCGAGUUUGCUCUCCUACGACACUGGAAAAAUCCAGAGGCUGGAAAAGCGGUUUAUGUUGCUCCCUUCCAAGAGUUGGUGGACUAUCGUCAUGCUGAUUGGCAAAAGCGCUUGGGUCAGCUGGGUGGGGGAAAGAUCAUAUCAACAUUGACCGGUGAAAUCGUGGCCGAUCUUCGAAUUUUGGACAGAUCAGACCUCGUUCUGGCGACUCCCACUCAGUGGGAUAUCUUAUCUCGGCAAUGGCAACGCCGGAGAAACGUACAGAAUGUCGAGCUAUUCAUCGCGGAUGAACUUCACAUGAUUGGUGGCGAAAAUGGAGCGGUUUAUGAAGUGGUGGUGUCCCGAAUGCAGUACAUCCACAUUCAGCUGGAAAACAACAUGCGGAUUGUCGGACUGAGUGUACCACUUUCCAACGCCAGAGACGUGGGUGAAUGGCUGGGGGCCAACAAGCAUACCAUCUACAACUUCAGCCCGAUGGUGAGGCCGGUCGGACUGGAAUUGCAUAUUCAGUCAUUCAACAUCCCACACUUCCCGUCGUUGAUGAUGGCAAUGGCGCGACCCGCGUACCAGUCCAUCUUACAGCUAUCUCCCGAUAAGCCCGUCAUUUGUUUUGUGCCCGGCAGAAAACAAGUUCGAGCCACGGCUCUUGAUAUCCUUUCAGCAUGCAUCAUGGAUGACGACGAUGAACGUUUCCUUCAUACCAAUGUCGAAGAACUGGCUCCAUUCUUGGAACGAAUUCAUGAGCGAGCGUUAGCUGGAUCUCUCACGCAUGGCAUCGGUUACUAUCACGAAGCGCUAUCGACAAGCGAUAAGAGAAUUGUGUCCCAUCUCUUCAGGAUUGGGGCUAUACAAGUCAUGCUCGCUUCCCGAGAUGUCUGCUGGGAACUUCCCGUCACGGCACACAUGGUCAUUAUCAUGGGCACGCAGUAUUUCCACGGCCGAGAACACCGCUAUGUUGACUACCAGAUUAGCGAGAUUCUCCAGAUGUUUGGCCGAGCUUGCCGGCCGAGUGAAGACAAAGUCGACAAGGGCGUCCUCAUGGUCCCUGCUGUCCGAAGAGAGUAUUACAAGAAAUUUCUCAAUGAAGCCUUGCCGAUCGAGAGCCACCUGCAACUUUGGCUGCAUGAUGCAUUGGUCACGGAAAUCAGCACCAAAACCAUAACUUCCACCCAAGACGCCGUCGAUUGGACGACGUACUCAUACUUCUAUCGUCGCCUGUUGGCCAAUCCCAGUUACUAUGGGUUGAACGACACUUCUCACGGUGGCUUGAGCGCCUAUCUCUCCGAACUGGUCGAGAAUACCUUGAAAGAACUGGCAGAAGCGAAGAUCAUCGAUUUGGACGAAGAGGAUGACUCCCUCUCGGCCCUCAACCCGGCCAUGAUCGCGGCGUACUACAACAUCUCCUUCAUCACGAUGCAGACCUUCCUUCUGUCACUGAAUGGCAGGACGAAGCUGAAAGGAAUGCUUGAAAUCGUGACCUCUGCCACCGAGUUCGAAUCUAUCCAAAUGAGACGCCACGAAGACCACAUCCUCAGACGCAUCUACGAUCGCGUACCCGUCAAAAUGUCCGAACCGGCCUACGACUCCCCUCACUUCAAAGCCUUUGUUCUGCUCCAAGCGCACUUUUCACGCAUGCAACUCCCCAUCGACCUCGCCAAAGACCAAGAAGUAGUCGUCAGCAAGGUGCUCAGUCUCCUUUCCGCGUGUGUCGACGUGUUAAGUUCCGAAGGUCAUCUCAACGCCAUGAACGCCAUGGAAAUGUCCCAAAUGGUCGUGCAAGCCAUGUGGGACCGCGACAGCCCAUUAUUGCAAAUCCCACACUUCGACUCCAAGAUCGUCGACAUACUCGCGACACACGGCAUCAAGGACAUCGACGACUUCAUGACCGCCAUGGACCCAAGCGAAAACCCUGACCACGCUAAACUUGUCGCGGCCAUAAACCUGAGUAACCGCCAGCUCGUCGACGCCGCCAACUUCACCAACAACAAGUACCCUAGUCUCGAACUGGACUUUGAGGUCCUUGACAAAGACGAGGUCACCGCAGGACAACCAUCGUACCUUCAGAUCCGCAUCUCGCGCGAAGUCGGGGAAGACGAAGAUGAAGGCGGAGAUAACGCCGAAGUCGAUCUCACAGUCCACGCGCCAUUUUACCCGGCCCGCAAGCUUGAGAACUGGUGGCUUGUGGUCGCGGACGAAAAGACAAAGUCGCUAUUGGCUAUUAAGCGCGUCACCAUCGCUAAGAAUCUCGUGACAAAGCUGGAAUAUAUCGUGCCGACGCCAGGGAAGAAGGAUCUCACAUUGUUCCUGAUGGCGGAUUCGUAUGUGGGUGUUGAUCAGAGUAUGGCCUUUAGUGUGGAUGUUGCCGAGGGCAUGGAUGAAGAUGAAGAUGAGGAGCAGGAAGAUUGA